Molecule: messenger RNA, 648 nt
Organism: Gossypium arboreum
Lineage: Eukaryota; Viridiplantae; Streptophyta; Magnoliopsida; Malvales; Malvaceae
Product: pectinesterase inhibitor 9
Exons: 1
Coding region: 1-648 (215 amino acids)
Biological process (GO): negative regulation of catalytic activity
Molecular function (GO): enzyme inhibitor activity
Source: RefSeq, a predicted model, not a curated record
AUGGCCGAACUCCGCCUCUCCAUGGUGUUCUUCUUUCUCUUCAUCUUCUAUUACAUUAACCUCAGCACGGUUGAAUCAUCCAUGGCUCGAGCCAGACAUUUUAAACAUCCGGAUACCAAGGCCUUCAUUGAGGUCUCGUGUCAAACCACUCUAUAUCCGGCCCUAUGCAUUAAAUGUCUGGCCCGCUACGCCAACUCCAACGUUCGGAACGAGCAGCAACUGGCUCAAGUUGCCUUGACAGUGAGCCUAUACAAGGGUCGUUCAACAAGGUCGUAUAUGUUGAAGGUGGCAAAAGAGCUGGAGUCAAUAAAAUCGAAGGAGUGUCCAGCCCUGAGAGAUUGCUUGCAACAAAUAGAUGAUAGCAUAAACCAGCUUAGCCACUCAAUCAGAGAACUCCGCGGGUUUGAUCUGAAAGCGGGGAUGACCGAUGACCUAUUUUGGCACAUAGAUAAUGUUGAUACUUGGAUUAGCGCUGCCCUAACCGAUGCUAGCAAUUGCGUGGAUGAGUUCCCGGGGCAUAGGAUGAGUAAAAUGAAGGCCACCAUUAAAGGUAAAGUAAUGAACGUUGCACAGCUAACAAGCAAUGCACUGGCCUUAUUUCACCGAUAUGCUGCUAGGUAUCGAUCUGCUACCAACAAGAAACCAUAA